UGCUCUCCCUGGACCCUGCAUUCACUAUAUCCGGUCUUCCCGGACCCUGCAUUCACUAUAUCUGGUCUCCCCGGACCCUGCAUUCACUAUAUCUGCUCUCCCAGGACCCUGCAUUCACUAUAUCUGCUCUCCCAGGACCCUGCAUUCACUAUAUCUGGUCCCCAGGACCCUGCAUUCACUAUAUCUGGUCUCCCCGGACCCUUGCAUUCACUAUAUCUGGUCUCCCCGGACCCUGCAUUCACUAUAUCUGGUCUCUCUGGACCCUGCAUUCACUAUAUCUGGUCUCUCUGGACCCUGCAUUCACUAUAUUCGGUCUCCCCGGACCCUGCAUUCACUAUAUCCGGUCUCCCCAGGCCCCGCAUUCACUAUAUCCGGUCUCCCCAGACCCUGCAUUCACUAUAUUCGGUCUCCCCGGACCCUGCAUUCACUAUAUCCGGUCUCCCCGGACCCUGCAUUCACUAUAUCCAGUCUCCCGGACCCUGUAUUCACUAUAUCUGGUCUCCCCGGACCCUGUAUUCACUAUAUCUGGUCUCUCCGGACCCUGCAUUCACUAUAUCCCUUUUCUCAUCAGCAGUAUAUAGCAGUCUUGUGACUUCUAUCAGUGUCCAGCAG
Messenger RNA from Staurois parvus, 612 nucleotides. NCBI's taxonomy places the organism in Eukaryota, Metazoa, Chordata, Amphibia, Anura, Ranidae. The record is from the annotation of a GenBank genome assembly.